Lagopus leucura (white-tailed ptarmigan) is the source of this 1954-nucleotide messenger RNA. Its product is annotated as protein scribble homolog. Lineage: Eukaryota; Metazoa; Chordata; Aves; Galliformes; Phasianidae. The record is from RefSeq and is a predicted model, not a curated record. The transcript has 4 exons. The coding region runs from base 375 to 704 and encodes 109 amino acids.
AGUCUCUGAAGCAAGCACUUCUGGGCACAUCAUCCAGGUUGCCCUCUUCUGCAGCAGUUGGUGCUGGGAAGGACGAGGUGUAGGAGCCUGUUGUAACCAUGGCUGCUCCCCUUUCAGACAUACAUUUCUCCUUGCCAGGGUAUGUUCCUGUAUCUGUUUCUUUCUCUCCCUGUAUUUGUCCACUGUAAUGUUCAUUACCAUCAUCUCCUCUUCCUUCUCCUUUUCCUCUUCCUCUCUUCCUCCUCCUCCUCCUCCUCCUCCUCCUCAGAUCCUCAACUCUUGAAGACAGUAUUAAACAGUACGAGCAGGAUCUGGCCAGGAAGCUGUACCAGUCCCGGCAAUGGGCUCCUGCUCCCGGGGCCAGGCCAGCUCAGAUGCCUAGUCCAGUGCAGAGUCACGCCUCGAGAACCCCUGGGUCAGGAAACCAAUCCAGGAUGAAAUCCCUUGAACAGGAUGCUCUUAAAGCCCAAAUGGUCAUUGCCAAGUCCAAGGAGGGAAAGAAGCGCAGCACUCUGGAGCAGGUGACAGAGUCACCUUCACCCGUUCCUACCCCGUCACCAACACCACUGGAAGAUUGCAGUCCCAGGAACGUCACUUCACCAGGAAGGCUGUCCAUGUCUGAAAAGAAGUUUGACUACCGGGAAUUUGCUGCUAUUCCUUCCUCCAAACCUGUUUACGAAAUCCAGGUAUUCACUGCAUGCUGAAUUUCUGCCUGCUGUCGGAUGGGUCAGGGCUUGAUUUAGUGGAAGUGCUGCAUAUGAUGUGACGACCCUCAGAGGCUGAAUGGUGUGAGGAAGAGCUCUUCAGGGUGCCCCCCGUGUAUGGGGCAAUGACAGCUGGCCAUGCUGCACUGAGGAGCCACUGGAGGCGUCAGUCAGGUGUUAAGAAGUUGGUCCAGAUGGUUUUAAAAGCGAUGGCAAAGCCUUUGCAAAUACAAAGCAAUCACAUUUUCACCUUAACUGAUCCUGAAAUGUUUUCAAGCGAAAGAUGAGAACUGAAAGGGAAGGAGAAAAGGUUGCCAACUAAUUGCAAAUGGGAGCUGGUGUUAACUUCAGGGUGGAAUUAUCCAGCAGCCUGCCCCAGAAGCAGCUGUGCUGACAGCUUUCUAAGUUUUAGCUCUGCUGCAGAUAAUCAUGAAGUAAUAAGUUCAUAUGGCAUUAUUAAAAUGAAUAGUGAGCUCUUCUGAAACGUUUGCUAAGCUUAGGGUAAGUAUUAAGUACAAAUUUGGAUUAGUAGAUGAACAAAUGCAGAGCGCUUUGACUUCUCUGUCCUUGAAGCACUGUGUGCAGAUAGGCUAAAUUUUCUGUAAGAGCAAAAUAAAUAGGGCUUGGGAUAUUGAUACCAGUCCCCAAGUUUAUCAUCCUGUGUGGAUGAGGAAGGAACUCCUGGAUGAACAGAAUCCUGUCCACCUGGGAAGACUAUAGGAAUGUUGUCAGGGCCUCUGUGGAUGCAGUGAGAAAGGCAGAGACCUUCUGGGAAUUAAACCUUGCAAAGGAGGUAAAGGACAACAAAAUAAGAGGUUUUUUAAAGUAUGUCAACAGUAAAAGGAAGACCAGGGAAGAUGUGGGUCCCCUACUGAAUGAAGUGGGUGCCUUGGUAACAGGGGAUGCUGAGAAGGCAGAGAUUCUGAAUGCCUGCUUUGCUUCGGUGCGUAAUGCUAAGUCUAGCGCUUGGGAAUCCCAAACCCUGCAGGUAAGAGAGAGUGUCUGGGGAAAGGAAGGCUUUCCGUUGGUUGAGGUGGGUCUGGUUAGGGAGCACGUAGCCAAAAUCAACGCUCACAUCCACGGGCCCCAACGGGAUGCACCCACGUGUGCUGAGAGCGAUGCAGCGAUGAUUGCUGAACUGCUCUCUGGUUGGAUACCUGUGUUCCCCAAGGUUCAGUGCUGGGUCUGGUCUUGUUCAACAUCGUCAUUGAUGACCUGGAUGAAGGGAUAGAGUCCACCCUCAGCGUGUU